ACAGUCCCAAGAAGCCCAUAGCUGUGCCGCCCGUAGGCCAAAAAAAGCCCAAGCCGAAACGCAACUGGCGAGCAAACGGUGGGAGCCUUGGGAGUUGGGAAGUGAGGCAGCGUAUUGACUGUGCCGCCGAUGGAAGCCACCGCCGGCGGAUCACGCCGCCGUCCAACCCUCCUCCGCCUCCUCUGCCCGAAGAAGUCCCUCGUCUCCCCACCCACCCCUUCCCUCCGCUGGCUCCUCGGCUCCCCGCGCUUCCUCCCCCCUCUCACCGUCGCCGCCGCCCUCCGCUCCCUCCCCGACGGCGCCUCCUCCCCCGAUCUCCAGCGAGAAGCAGAGGAGAUCAGGGGAUUGCUCGUCAGGGGGUUCGACAUCGUGGGGGCGGUGCACGUCGGGAGCGCGGAUGCCGGCGGGGCGCUGGAGCUGGCCCGGGCGGUGAGGGAGAGGCUGUACGGGGAGAGGGCGAGCCAUGGCAUGGUCGGGGGCUGCGUGGAAUUGGGCACCGGGGAGAUUCGGUUUGUUGUUUCUGAGGGGGACGGGGUGGAGGCGGUGGAAGUGACGGAGGUUGUGUGGGAGGAUGAUCCCGGGAGGUUGCUGUGGGAGAAGGGAUGCCUUCUCCGCUGCGAGCUGCUGCUGAAGCUCCCGCUCUAUGUUCCUUCGGAUGAUACGUCUGGCAUUGAAGCAAGGUUUUAUUCACUCAUUGAAUCAACAGCUUCUAAGCUCAGAGAUCCUCAUGUUUCUUACCUAAUCGAAGGCCCACGAACAACUCCUGGUGAAUCACAUUAUUCUAUUAUCUUGCAUGGCAAUGAUCUGAAUUCUGUUCCCCAUUUAUCUCGAAAUGGAAGCACAGAGGAGUAUGAUGCAAAUAUUGUAUCUUGUUCAAAAUUCUUCCCAGCAAAGAGGAGCCUCUCAUUGACAAGAGAGAAUGCAGAUGCAAUUCAAAUAACCAUAUUGUCCAAUCAGUCAUUCAAUAGCUCAAAGGCUAGCACCCCAGCAGUUGAGUACUUUCCAGCACCUGCAUUGGCUAGCCUGAGAGCAAUCAACUUGAAGCUAGAUAUACUUUGCUACACUUCAGUAGAUUUCCCUGUAGCUGCUGCUGUGUCUGAGCUUGUUAUUCCAGGAUUAGCUGAUCAGCUGAGCAUUAUGAAGAAGGCUAUUGUAUCAGAGCUCACAACUCAACAACCCCAGCUUUCUCCGUACCAUUUUGUUCCUCCUGGACUGUUAAUCCCAGUAACAACUAUAUAUGACACAAGAUAUGGGGAGAUUGAGGAAAAGCAAAGUGAACUGAGAAGAAAUCUGCACUUACGGCUACAACUUCCCUUAGAUCGUCCUUUAUUACGAAUUUCAAAUGCACUAAAUUUUUCCAUAGGAGGGACAGAUAAGAAAGCAUCAAAAAGUGGUUCAUCAUUGCUUCGGGAUGUCCACAGAGAGAUUCCAUCUAGCGGUGUAUCUGGAGGAAUUAUAUCAUUGAUUGAUGGUUCCUAUGAGUACUACCAUUACCUUCAUGAUGGUAUUGAUGAUAAUGGAUGGGGAUGUGCUUAUCGUUCUCUACAAACUAUCAUGUCUUGGUACAGAUUGCAACAGUAUUCAUCUAUAAAUGUUCCAUCACACAGGGAGAUUCAGCAAGUCCUUGUUGAAAUCGGUGACAAGGAUCCAUCAUUUAUUGGAUCUCGAGAGUGGAUUGGAGCAAUUGAACUAAGCUUUGUCCUUGACAAACUGCUUGGAGUUAGUUGCAAGGUUAUUAAUGUGAGAUCUGGUGAUGAACUUCCUGAGAAAUGCAGAGAACUUGCAAUCCAUUUUGAAACCCAGGGAACUCCUGUGAUGAUUGGUGGUGGAGUCUUGGCUUACACCCUUUUAGGAGUUGACUACAACGAAUCCAGUGGUGAUUGUGCUUUUCUCAUCCUUGAUCCACACUAUACUGGUGCUGAUGAUCUCAAGAAGAUCGUGAAUGGUGGAUGGUGUGGGUGGAAGAAAUCCAUCGACAGCAAAGGCCGUAGCUUCUUCCUGAAAGACAAGUUCUACAACCUUCUGCUACCCCAAAGGCCUAAUAUGGUGUAAAAACUGCAUCGCUAUGACACCUCUAUGGAUCAAAGAGAGUGGUUUGUACAUCGCUAUGAAGAGAGCUUCUUGAUCAGUGUAAAAACUUGCUAAGCAAACUAUUUUUCGCUGUCGGAGCCUGGUUUGUACAUCUUAUCUUGCAUGGAGAAACUAGAGCUACAGUUGCCGGCAUGUUCGUGAUCUCAUUGAUGUUUUAGUUUGAACUUUAUGUUUCUUUGUGGUCA
This is a messenger RNA of Oryza sativa Japonica Group (Japanese rice), 2276 nucleotides long. Lineage: Eukaryota; Viridiplantae; Streptophyta; Magnoliopsida; Poales; Poaceae. The record is from RefSeq and is a predicted model, not a curated record.